AUGGAGCAGGCAGGGUGCCUGGGUUCAGCUGGCACACCUGGGCAGGUUCUGUGGGGAACACAGAGGACGUGGAUUAGGAUACAUGCAACAAACUCCAAACUAGACAAAGGAUUUAGCAUCUCCAUUGGGAACACCUGUGCUGUGCUGGGUGCCAGCUCGUUGGGAACGAGUGCGGCAGGUUCAACACAUGAAGACCUGAGACUCAUGCUGGUUGGAAAAACUGGAUCAGGAAAGAGUGCUACUGGAAACACCAUCCUGGGGAAAGAAGAUGUCUUUCGAGAGGAAAUGUCACCUGAGUCGGUGACUAAAGGCUGCCACAGAAAAGAGGGAAGAUACAGAGAGAGGAAGAUUGCUGUGAUCGACAGCCCAGGACUGUUUGACACAAACAAAACAGACGAAGAAAUAAAGGUAGACAUUGAGGAGUGUAUUGAACAGUCAGUUCCUGGACCCCAUGCUUUUCUGUUAGUCAUCAGUCUGAAGGUACGAUUCACUGAAGAGGAGAAGGCAGCUGUGAAGUGGAUCCAGGAUAAUUUUGGCUCAGAUGCUGACAUGUAUACCAUAGUCCUGUUUACACAUGCUGACCUCCUGAAGGAUAAAUCUGUGGAAGACUUUUUGGCAGAGAGCAAAUAUCUACAAAGACUUCUAAAUAAGUUAGGGGGACGAUAUCAUUCACUCAUCAAUGACAAGAGACAAGACAGAAGCCAGGUUGGGGAACUUAUAGACAAGAUAGAUAAAAUGGUGAAGAGCAAUGGGGGAAAUCACUACACCAGUGAGAUGUACGAGAACGCCCAGAAGAGACUUGAGCAUGAGAGAAAAGAGAGGGAACAGGAAGAGCAAAGAAAGGAGGAAGAGAGGAACUACGGCAAUGAGUAUACUGGCAGCUAA
This is a messenger RNA of Centropristis striata (black sea bass), 885 nucleotides long. RefSeq names its product GTPase IMAP family member 9-like. The coding region runs from base 1 to 885 and encodes 294 amino acids. The transcript has 4 exons. The record is from RefSeq and is a predicted model, not a curated record. Gene Ontology annotation, molecular function: GTP binding. Lineage: Eukaryota; Metazoa; Chordata; Actinopteri; Perciformes; Serranidae.